Messenger RNA from Oldenlandia corymbosa var. corymbosa, 540 nucleotides. Lineage: Eukaryota; Viridiplantae; Streptophyta; Magnoliopsida; Gentianales; Rubiaceae. The record is from the annotation of a GenBank genome assembly.
AUGUUUAACAGAGGCUCUAUUUCAAAAUGGCCUUUCCGGAGACUCCUAGGAAGUGGAGAUCAUGAUCCAAAACAAAACUCUGUUGUUGUUAAGCCGAGAAAAACCGAUGUUUGUCUUCCUCGGCCGACGAACACUAAGCAAAAGGCCGCAGGUGUUGUCAGAGAGGAGAGAGGUGGGAAUAUGGUGAUCUUGUCCGGCACAGGCGCUGCCGCCGCUGCCGCUACGGUGGCGGCUGCUGAUGUUGCGGGUGGUAUUUUGACUGGGAAGGCAGAAAAACCUGGCAAGAUGAAUGGUAGCGCUUGUGGAGGUUUUUUGUAUGGUGAUGAUUAUAAAGUAGCUGUUGGUGGUGGUGGUGGGGGCGGCGGGGAUAGCCAUGGUGGUAGUUCUGAUGGUGGUGGGGCCAACCAGGUGAGUCUUCCUGGAGGUGGUGAUGGUGGCGGAAAGGGGGGGUUUUGGGCCGAUUCCUUUGCCGAUUGUGGUGGAGGUGGUUGUGGUGGCGGCAGUUGCGGUGGCGGUUACGGUAGUAGUUGCGGUGGUUGA